Opisthorchis viverrini is the source of this 192-nucleotide messenger RNA. RefSeq lists its product as hypothetical. Lineage: Eukaryota; Metazoa; Platyhelminthes; Trematoda; Opisthorchiida; Opisthorchiidae. The transcript has a single exon. The record is from RefSeq and is a predicted model, not a curated record. Bases 1 to 192 code for a protein of 63 amino acids.
AUGAUUGUUGAGACGCAACAGUCAGAAGAAUCCGGCACGCUCCGUUGGAUUACCGGUGAUGUGCGUGCCAUUCAUGAUAGACAUCAUGAUUUCCGGCUUGCGUUUGCUUGCUUAUGUCGGCAAAAUUUCCUCAAUGUAGAGCUAGAUCUUCACACACCAAGCCACGAAGAAUUUAAACAGUACCUUAAAUAG